UAUUGUUUUAUUUUUUAGAAAGCAAACGUGUUUAUUCUGUUUUAACUCCCAUUUAUAAUGCUGCCCAAAACCCCCAAGCCAGCCAUUUGGAAGUUCAUUAAGGGCAGUGCCAAGACCUUGUUUGUACUGGAGGCAGUCUGUUUUGCGGCCAGCUACGGUGUCUAUUAUCGCAUGAACACAAAUCGCGAGUUCCGCCAGCACAUACACGAAAACUAUCCCUUCGUUUUGGAUUACUACUAUAAAAUCGGUGAAAUCGUGGGUGACAGCACGGUGCGACAGGCGGACGCGAGCUACUGGAGCGCCCUGAAGAAAAGCGAUUAGCGGAGGAACCAUUC
Drosophila biarmipes is the source of this 335-nucleotide messenger RNA. Its product is annotated as protein CEBPZOS. Lineage: Eukaryota; Metazoa; Arthropoda; Insecta; Diptera; Drosophilidae. Bases 58 to 321 code for a protein of 87 amino acids. The record is from RefSeq and is a predicted model, not a curated record. The transcript is spliced from 2 exons.